This is a messenger RNA of Trachymyrmex cornetzi, 1233 nucleotides long. RefSeq lists its product as uncharacterized. The transcript is spliced from 3 exons. NCBI's taxonomy places the organism in Eukaryota, Metazoa, Arthropoda, Insecta, Hymenoptera, Formicidae. The annotation marks the transcript as partial. The record is from RefSeq and is a predicted model, not a curated record.
AUGAAAACCAAAACCAAGAUCGGCAUGGGCAUGAAACCGAAGAAGACGAUGAGGAAAAACAAAACGAAAAAGAUAGCGAAAAAACGGAUACUACCAACAGCGAAACGAGGCGAUGCGUUACCGUUUCAUCCAAUGUUGGGUGCGCUCGGAUCCUUGAUUGGAGGAGCCGCCAGUGUUGCGAAAGCGCUAGCUCCUCUGUGUGAGGUCUCGAUGGAGGCAGAUACAUACGGAAGUGAUCAUUAUCCCAUAAUUACCACCUUAGGCGCUCAGGUUUGCUUAACGUCCAGAUUCCGUUACAGGAUAUCGUUGUCUAAGGAGCAGCUCCAGCUAUAUUACCACAAUCUUUCGACUAAGGCUAACAGCCUCUCUUCUCGAAAUCGUGAGGAUGUGCUGGAACUUUACGAUUCUUUUGUUAACGAUGUUUUGACUGAAGCUAAAGAUUUUCUUCCUGAGGACAAACGCUUCCCGCGCUCAAUAGUCUGGCGCGCAAAACGGGAUCUUCCGCCCUGGUGGAAUAGUGAAUGUUCUGACGUGAUUGGGGGCAGGAGGGAGGCUGUCCGGCUCUUUGUCUCCUGCCCCACUCCGGGGAAUUACGCAGAAUUUUGUAGAGUUUGCAGAGAGUGUUCCAGGAAGCUACAGGAACAGAAGCGAACUGGAUGGCGCGAAUUUGUUGGCAAAUUCAACAGCAAAACCCUCUCCCGACAAAUAUGGGGCCUCAUUAAAAGUUUUAAAGGAAGGGCUGCUGCUAUUUCUUCGAAUAUCGACUCGCAGGACCUUAGGCGUGUCUCUUCUGAAAUGAUCAAUAAACUCUGUCCGGCAUCAGCUUACUUGGAUCGAGCUAGGUCGGUUGAGGAGAUGAGGGUCGAUGAUGGCUCUUUUACUAAUCUAUGUCCUUGGUUGGACGAUCCCCUCACUAGAAAGGAAUUUAGAUGUGCCCUGGCGACGGUGCGUAAAAGGUCAGCGCCCGGUCUCGACCAGGUUAGCUUCGAGAUGCUUAGCCAGCUCCCCAUGGAAUAUGAUAAUCUCUUGUUGGAGUCUUACUUGCUAUAUUUACAUCUAUGCGCUGUUUGGUCGCCCGCUUCCUGGGUUGGUGAGGCUGAGUCCGGAGUGGCAGGCGGAGGUUGCCUCCUGCUGCAGAGACAAGGUCUAUCGUUCCUCAAGGACAAUCCGGUUUUAGACCUUUCAGGUCAUGUGAUGACAACCUGGCUACUCUGGUCACCUCGAUUAGGACAG